Williopsis jadinii is the source of this 2236-nucleotide messenger RNA. RefSeq names its product rRNA-binding ribosome biosynthesis protein UTP25 (gene UTP25). Lineage: Eukaryota; Fungi; Ascomycota; Saccharomycetes; Phaffomycetales; Wickerhamomycetaceae. Gene Ontology annotation, cellular component: small-subunit processome; nucleolus. The record is from RefSeq and is a predicted model, not a curated record. Gene Ontology annotation, molecular function: rRNA binding; U3 snoRNA binding. The transcript has a single exon. Gene Ontology annotation, biological process: maturation of SSU-rRNA from tricistronic rRNA transcript (SSU-rRNA, 5.8S rRNA, LSU-rRNA). The coding region runs from base 6 to 2216 and encodes 736 amino acids.
UAAAGAUGGGUGCCAGUAAUGCCCGUAAAGACAGAAGAAAUCACUCUUCUAAUGACUCAGAUGUUCCUAGGAAGAAAGUCAAACUCAAUAGAGGAAGAUCUGAGUAUAGAACUGUGACAAGGAACGCUCGAAAACCUCUUCGUAGAGAAGAAGAAGAAGAGGAAGAAGUAGAGAAUGAGGAGAUGCAGGACAGAAACAAGGGUCCAUAUGCCACCGAUGAGUCCAGUGAUGAUGAAAAAGAUGCUGUGGAUGAUAAAGGAAAAGCUUAUGAUGCUUUGCUGAACUUGUUGACAGCUGAGCAGGAGCUUGAAGAAGAGGACGAACAAGAUGACAAUGCGGAAGACAUAAAUAAUGGACACAGUGAAAAAGACGAAAGGGAUGAGGAGGAAGAACAAGAAGAACAAGAAGAAGAAGAGGAAGAAGAAGAUCAUAUUGCUGGUAUUGUUCAGGAAGAGUCUGAUAACGAUGAAGAAGAAUUUGCUGAUGAAUCAGAUGAUGAAAAGGACAACGAAGAUCCAUUUGAAGUUCAUUUUGCUACUGCUCCAGAGGAUUAUCUAAAAGAGUGUACUGAUAAGUUCCAGAAGGGAACUAACAGAUGGAUCAACCAAAAGUUCCAGACCAAGACGCAUAGUUGUAUUGCAUCUCUCCCACCAGUGGAAGGGUCCUCGAACUUCAGAUCUAUCCCGAAAGAUCAUUCGUUAGAUUCAUACAGCAUUAAGAACCGUGUUUUGGAAAAAUUUAUUGAAAACUAUGGUCCAACACUUGACGAUGAUAUCUCCAAACAGAUAUUCGACCCUAUGAUGUCUUACAGGGAUAUUAUAUUCCCAUAUGUUUCUCACACAAACGUCUCGAAUUAUAGAAAAUUGUACGCAUUGCAUGCACUGAACCAUGUAUACAAGACCAGAGAUCAUAUUCUAAAGGAUAACCAAAAGAUCGCCAAUCAAAACGAGAAGCUAGAGCAAGGUCUAAUCAAACCAGAGGACGAGAAGGAGUUUAGAGAUCAAGGUUUCACCAGACCUAAAGUCCUUAUUCUUCUACCUACAAGACACCAAUGUUAUCAAGUAGUUGAAGAAAUGAUUAAGCUAUGUGGAGCAGAUCAGAUUGAAAAUCAGAAGAAGUUUAAAGGUCAGUUCUACAGCGAUUCUGGAGUCCCAGACUCGAAACCUGAAGAUUUCAGAGAUUUAUUUGAAGGGAACACCAACGAUUUCUUUUGUCUCGGAGUGAAGUUCACCAGAAAAACCUUGAAGCUGUAUUCGUCAUUUUACCAGUCUGACAUUAUCUUUGCGUCCCCAAUUGGACUUCAAUUGGUGUUGGAGAAUCCUGAUAAGAAGAAACGCCAGUCCGAUUUCCUUAGUUCCAUUGAGAUGUUUAUCGUGGAUCAAGCACAUGCCAUUGAAUUACAGAAUUGGGAUCACAUCUUGACGAUCUUGAAAUACCUGAACAAGAUCCCGGAAGAGAUGCACGACACCGACUUUUCGCGUGUUAGAAUGUGGUCAAUUGAUGACCAAGCCAAAUACUUUACCCAGAGCUUGAUCUUUACCGAGUACAACACCCCGAACGUCAACAAUCUGUUGUCUAGAUCGAUGAACAUCUUUGGUAAGUACAGGUUUAGAACACUUGUGUCGAACAAGGAGAGUGCCAUGGCGAAAGUCGGGCUGAAGAUAAGGCAAAUCUUCUCAAGAUUCGCCUCUUCCUCUCCUAUGGAGGAACCUGAUGAGAGGUUCAAUCAUUUCAAGUCUGUCAUCGUCCCAUCUCUGAGCAAGCAAACCGGGUACGAGGACGGCUUAUUGCUCUACAUUCCACAGUACACAGAUUUCCUAAGAAUCAAAAACUACUUGAAGAAUAAGACUUCAUUGAUGUUCUGUGAUGUGAAUGAGUAUUCGGAGCAGAAGGACUUGUCACGCUCAAGAGCCUUGUUCCAACAAGGCCGCCGCAAGAUCCUGCUGUAUACCGAGAGAUUACACCACUACAGAAGAUUUGAUCUCAAAGGUGUGAAGAACAUCUUGAUGUACGGUGUUCCAAACAACCCGCUGUUCUACACAGAGGUUGUCUCGUCCAUCGGGAGAUCCGUGUACGACGAGAUUGCCGACUUCAACAUCUCCACGGUCAGGGUGCUGUAUUCGAAAUGGGACGCGUUGGCACUGGAGCGGGUGGUUGGCAGUGAAAGGGCACCUGUUCUCACACAUGGCCAGAACGAAUUCUACGAGUUUAGAUAGUUUGAUAGCUUAUAUUUUAU